Procambarus clarkii (red swamp crayfish) is the source of this 744-nucleotide messenger RNA. The record is from RefSeq and is a predicted model, not a curated record. NCBI's taxonomy places the organism in Eukaryota, Metazoa, Arthropoda, Malacostraca, Decapoda, Cambaridae.
AUGACUGGUGUUAACAAUGGCGACAGAAUGACUGGUGUUAACAGUGGCGACAGAGUGGCUGGUGUUAACAAUGGCGACAGAAUGACUGGUGUUAACAAUGGCGACAGAGUGGCUGGUGUUAACAAUGGCGACAGAAUGACUGGUGUUAACAAUGGCGACAGAGUGGCUGGUGUUAACAAUGGCGACAGUAUGACUGGUGUUAACAAUGGCGACAGAGUGGCUGGUGUUAACAAUGGCGACAGUAUGACUGGUGUUAACAAUGGCUACAGAGUGGCUGGUGUUAACAAUGGCGACAGAAUGACUGGUGUUAACAAUGGCGACAGUAUGACUGGUGUUAACAAUGGCGACAGAGUGGCUGGUGUUAACAAUGGCGACAGAGUGGCUGGUGUUAACAAUGGCGACAGAAUGACUGGUGUUAACAGUGGCGACAGAGUGGCUGGUGUUAACAAUGGCGACAGAAUGACUGGUGUUAACAAUGGCGACAGAGUGGCUGGUGUUAACAAUGGCGACAGAAUGACUGGUGUUAACAAUGGCGACAGAGUGGCUGGUGUUAACAAUGGCGACAGUAUGACUGGUGUUAACAAUGGCGACAGUAUGACUGGUGUUAACAAUGGCGACAGUAUGACUGGUGUUAACAAUGGCGACAGAGUGGCUGGUGUUAACAAUGGCGACAGUAUGACUGGUGUUAACAAUGGCUACAGAGUGGCUGGUGUUAAAAAUGGCGACAGAAUGACUGGUGUUUAA